GUACCAAUGAAGACACCAUCCUCAUGCUUCUGACGGCUCGCUGCAACGAUCAGCGUCAGCAGAUAAAGGCAGCGUACAAAAAGACCUACGGAAAGGACUUGGUCAGUGCGCUGAAAUCGGAGCUGGGUGGGCUGUUUGAGGAUCUGAUUGUGGCUCUGAUGAUGCCAUCAGUUUUAUACGACGCUUCUGAGCUGCACAAGGCUCUGAAGGGCGCCGGCACCGAYGAUCAGGUCCUGAUUGAGAUCCUGGCCUCCAGGACCAGCGAAGAGAUUAAAGAAAUCAUCAAAGUCUACAAGAAAGGACUUGUUCRCCGCCGGUAAGGGCAAGUUUGGCACAGAUGAGGAAAAAUUCAUCAAAAUUCUUGGCAACAGGAGCGUGGAGCAUCUCAGGAAAGUAUUUGAUGCCUACAAGAAGCUCUCUGGCGUUGAUAUAGAAGAGGACAUUAAAAGCGAGACCACUGGAAAUUUGGAGACUUUGCUACUAGCUGUUGUGAAAUGUGUCAGGAACGUCCCGGCCUAUUUCGCCGAGAGCCUCUAUAAAUCCAUGAGGCGAGCUGGAACUGAUGAUAAAACCCUGACGAGGAUAAUGGUGUCGAGGAGCGAGGUGGACAUGUUGGACAUCAGAGCCAACUUCAGGAAACUGUAUGGACAACCUCUUUAUACCACCAUCCAGGAGGACACAGACGGAGACUACCAGAAGGCGUUGCUGUACCUCUGCGGCGGGAAAGAUUAAUCAUGUUUAUGAUGUGUUCAGCAGCGCUGAGUGAUGAGCUGCUGCGAGACGAAUCUAUACGCCAGAGACGGCGAAUAUCGAUCUUCUUCUUCUGACUUUAACACGAUAUCGAUUGAAUUAAUGUGAACUACCUGGAUGUCAUUUUGACUCAUAUCUGCAGUGUGAAGAAUAAAUUAAACAAAAUCUUUGCUUGCUUUUA
Messenger RNA from Austrofundulus limnaeus, 931 nucleotides. RefSeq names its product annexin A5a (gene anxa5a). Gene Ontology annotation, biological process: negative regulation of coagulation. Gene Ontology annotation, cellular component: nucleus; cytoplasm; vesicle membrane. Gene Ontology annotation, molecular function: calcium ion binding; calcium-dependent phospholipid binding; phosphatidylserine binding. Lineage: Eukaryota; Metazoa; Chordata; Actinopteri; Cyprinodontiformes; Rivulidae. The record is from RefSeq and is a predicted model, not a curated record.